GGGAACCCUAGAGACACAAAGAGGGAGAUUUAAAUACCUUUGUAUCUUUCUCAGUUUUCUCUUUUCAGCCUCUUCUCCUCCCCUCUCUCUCAUGUUUUAUUGCCAUCUUCACCUUACAUAAAAACUUAUAGAGGGGGAGAGAGGGAGAGAGCGACUCCACUGCUGCAGACUCUUUAACUUGGUGCAGGAGAAUUUUGAUUGAUUGUUAGAAGAAGUAGAGUCCUUAAAUAGAACUAUAUAAACGAAGGUUAUGGGUUCCAUGAAUUCAAACAACUGGCUUUCCUUUCCUCUUUCACCGACUCAUCCUUCGUUACCAGCAAAUCUGCAUAACUCUCAGUCUCAUCAUUUCUCUCUUGGGUUAGUGAACGAAAAUAUCGACAACCCAUUUCAAAACCAAGAGUGGAAUUUGAUCAAUGCUCAUGGAAGCGACGAAGUUCCAAAAGUUGCAGAUUUUCUUGGAGUGAGCAGCAAAUCAGAGAACCAGACAGAUCUUGUAGGUUACAGUGAAAUUCAGGCCAAUGAUACUGACUACCUAUUUCAAAGCAACAAUCUGGUGCCAGUGCAAAACGCCUUAGGGGCAACUCCUAAUAACUAUGAGCUUCAAGAAAAUGCUAGUAGUUUGCACCAGUCAUUGACACUGUCUAUGGGCAGUGGAAAGGGCUCAACAUGUGAGACCACUGUUGAAAACAGUAAUAGUAUUACUACAGUUGAAGCUGCCCCUAGAAGGACUCUGGACACAUUUGGGCAAAGAACAUCAAUAUAUAGAGGUGUAACUAGGCAUAGAUGGACAGGUAGGUAUGAAGCUCAUCUCUGGGAUAACAGUUGUAGAAGGGAAGGACAAUCAAGGAAAGGUCGCCAAGUCUAUUUGGGUGGGUAUGACAAAGAAGAGAAAGCAGCUAGGGCUUAUGAUAUGGCUGCACUGAAGUACUGGGGAACAUCUACCACUACAAACUUCCCUAUCAGUAAUUACGAAAAGGAGCUUGAGGAGAUGAAACACAUGACCAGACAAGAAUUUGUAGCCUCAAUUAGAAGGAAAAGUAGUGGAUUUUCUAGGGGUGCAUCAAUGUAUCGUGGAGUUACAAGGCAUCACCAACAUGGAAGAUGGCAAGCAAGGAUUGGAAGGGUAGCAGGGAACAAAGACCUUUAUUUGGGAACUUUCAGUACGGAGGAGGAAGCUGCAGAAGCUUAUGACAUUGCAGCAAUAAAGUUCAGAGGCCUAAAUGCAGUGACCAACUUCGACAUGAACCGUUAUGAUGUGAAAGCAAUUCUUGAAAGCAACACUUUACCAAUUGGAGGAGGGGCAGCCAAGAGGUUGAAGGAAGCCCAAGCCAUUGAAUCCUCAAGAAAACGAGAGGAAAUGAUUGCUCUUGGCUCAUCCUUUCAAUAUGGAAGCUCUAGGUCCGAGACUUUACAGGCUUACCCUCUUCUUCAGCAGAGUCCAUAUGAGCAACCUCAACCUUUACUAUCUUUACAACAUCAAGAUAUCUCUCAAUAUGCCCAAGACUCAUCCCAAUUUCACCAAAAUUAUCUUCAAACUCAGCUCCAGUUGCACCAGCAAUCGGGUUCGUACUUGCACCAUUCAAACCAGAACCCACAGGCUCAGUUCUACAACAAUUACUAUCAGACUAACCCGGUUUUGCUUCAUGGGUUGAUGAACAUGGGUGGUUCUUCGUCAUCUGUUAUGGAUAAUAAUGGCAGUUCUGGUGGCAGUUACAGUGGAGGAGGGUACUUAGGUGGUGGACUUGGGAUGGCAUCGAAUUCUACACCCACCAAUGCCGGUGGAUCAGCAGAGGAGCUUGCACUGGUGAAGGUCGAUUAUGAUAUGCCAUCCACCGGCUAUGGAAGCUGGUCCGGGGACUCGGUUCAAGGUUCGAAUCCUGGUGUUUUUACGAUGUGGAAUGAUUGAGAAGUUAUUAUUAGGUUAUUGGGGAUGAAGAGGAAGAAUCAGAGUAUGGGUUCAGCAAUUUACCUUGCUUUUUAUGUUUUAAUUUUAUAGGAUCAGUCUCAUAGGUACACCUAACGUUGCUUUUUAUGCCAUUGUCAAGAGAAGUUGGUUCUCAAAGAAAAACCUCAAGAGCUCUGGGUUUUUUCUCGUAACACUGUUUUUUUAUACACCUGUUUGUUUCCCUUUUCGUUCUUUCGCUUUCUAUGUUCCUUUAUUUUUAUUUUAUUUUAUUUUAUUUUUUUUGGGGUGGAAUAACUGAUAAACGAGUACAUCUGAGAACUGUGACAGUUUUCCACAGUUCUCAUUUGCAUUGGUCACAUGUUUUACUUACACUUU
Camellia sinensis is the source of this 2281-nucleotide messenger RNA. Its product is annotated as AP2-like ethylene-responsive transcription factor PLT2. Gene Ontology annotation, molecular function: DNA-binding transcription factor activity; DNA binding. Gene Ontology annotation, biological process: regulation of DNA-templated transcription. The record is from RefSeq and is a predicted model, not a curated record. Lineage: Eukaryota; Viridiplantae; Streptophyta; Magnoliopsida; Ericales; Theaceae.